Messenger RNA from Linum tenue, 2033 nucleotides. The record is from the annotation of a GenBank genome assembly. Lineage: Eukaryota; Viridiplantae; Streptophyta; Magnoliopsida; Malpighiales; Linaceae.
GGUUACAUCUUUUUCAUUGGACAGCUUUUAGAGUUUCUCUUAACCAUUGUGGGCAGUGCACGACUAAGAAAGGUUGUUCUGAGUAAUGUUAAGCAGUUGGUAUAUCAUACAAUAACACUUCUUCAAAUGACCGAGCAACAGGCAAGGGUUCAUACAUGGUCAGUGGAUGCUAAUCAAUUCGUGGCUGAUGAGGAUGACGAGACUCAUAGUUGUCGUGUUUCUGGUGCCCUUUUACUGGAAGAGGUGAUAAAUUCUUGUGGUGUAGAAGGGAUCAAUGCGAUUGUAGAUGCUACGAGAGAAAGGUUCAACGAGUCCCAACAAGAACAGGUUGCUGGUUCAUCAGUGUGGUGGAGACUUAGGGAGGCAACACUCUAUACUUUGACUUCAGUCUCAGAUCAGCUUCUCGAAGCUGAGGAUUAUGGGGUUACCAACUUUUUCUUAGGAAAGCUUAUAGAGUCGCUUGUUGCCGAAGACAUUAGAAUUGGGCCCCAUGAAUAUCCCUUUCUUUGUGCCCGUGUUCUUACAUUGGUCGCUAAAUUCUCCCCUGUGAUAAGCCACAUGGUCCUUGAGCAAUUCCUUUAUGCUGCAAUGAAAGCUGUUGGCAUGGAUGUGCCCCCACCUGUGAAGGUAGGUGCUUGCCGAGCGCUUUCUAAGCUUCUGCCUGAAGCUAACAAAGAAGUUGUCCAACCUCAACUAAUUGGGUUAUUGUCAUCCCUUACAGAUUUACUUCAACAGGCAUCUGAUGAAACUUUACACCUUGUCCUUGAAACACUACAAGCUGCAAUUAAGUCAAGUGCCAAAGUAUCUGGACCAAUUGAGUCUAUAAUCUCGCCUGUGAUUCUUAAUGUGUGGGCGUCACAUAUUUCUGAUCCUUUUAUUGGUAUCGAUGAGAUUGAAGUUUUGGAGGCAAUAAAGAAUGCACCUGGUGGUAUUCAUCCAUUGGUUUCUCGAGUUCUGCCUCAUGUAGGGCCAAUUUUGAACAAGCCACGAGAGCAGCCAGAAGGUUUGGUAGCUAGAUCACUUGAUCUGAAUGCUCCAAUGGAUGUUGUGAGGGUACUAUAUGAUGUUUGCUUCAACGCUGUAACUAGGAUUGUUCUUCAGAACGACGACCAUAGUGAACUGCAGAAUGCAACCCAAUGUUUGGCUGCAUUUAUAUCUGGAGGAAGGCAGGAAGUUCUUGCUUGGGCUGCUGAUUCUAGAUUUGCGAUGAGAAGUUUGCUUGAUGUAGCUUCAAGGCUUCUAGAUCCCAAUCUUGAUAGCUCGGGUUCUCUUUUUGUUGGGAAUUAUAUUUUGCAACUUAUUUUGCAUCUACCGCUGCAAAUGGCACAACAUACCUCGGAUCUUAUUACUGCUCUUGUUAGAAGAAUGCAGUCUUCUCAAAUAGCUGGAUUGAGAAGUUCAUUGAUAGUUCUUUUUGCUAAAAUGGUCCACAUGAGUGCCCCUAAUGUGGAAAAGUUUAUCGAUUUGCUUGUUAGUAUCCCAGCCGCGGACCAUGAUAAUGCCUUUGUUUAUGUCAUGUCAGAAUGGACAAAGCAACAAGGGGAGAUUCAGGGAGCCUAUCAGAUUAAGGUGACAACCAGUGCUUUGGCAUUGUUGCUCUCCACCAGCCACCCUCAACUUGGAAAAGUUUAUGUGCAAGGCCAUCUAAUCAAGUCUACAGAAGGGAUAACUACACGCUCAAAGGCUAAAGUGACCCCUGAGAAAUGGACCAUGGUGGCACUACUUUUCAAGAUAGCGUCUUUAUUGGCAGACACACUUCUUGAAAUGCAUGAACAAUUUUAGUUUGAUGAUGAUGAGAUUAAUGUGGCAUCUUACCUUGGCGACUUCUUUACAAAAUUGUGAAAUGGGGAUAGGCAGCUGUUUGACCAUUUGUGCCAGAACUUGACGCAAGAUCAAGUGCAGGCUAUUCAGACGGUAAUGGUACAUCUCUAAGCCAUGAUUCGUGAUCGUGUGGAUUGCUUGCGAACAAGUACGUUCGUUACAUUCCUCGAUCAUUCCUUACAGAGCUUUUGGCAUAAGUUUUUGGGGCCAGG